AUGCCACCCACCGAGGGCUCAAAGACGACAUCCAUGACCGGCUCCUCUGAUAAAGUCUUCCCUGCCGCACCACUCAUCUGCCAGAAGUCGCCUUCAAUGAAAUUGCCGCUAGCAUGUACCCACCUCAGCCAUUGCAGUCCAGUCCAGCGAGCGACAUAUUUGCACCAAACCCUGCCGAUAGGUUCUUAUUCUGGUCCCGUCCGCUCCCGCAAAGUCGACCCACUCAGGCUGUACCCUGGGCCGUAUCCUAAACCACCAACGUUGCAGGACCAACAUCCAGAGACUACUCAAGCUCGAGCCGAUGAAGAAGACGAAGACGAAGACGAUGCAGAGCCCAGAGGCACGGACGGAGAGCCAUCCGGGGAAGAACCGGGGCAAGACAUCGAGCCAGCCGGCAACGGCGAAGACAAUCGAGGUCACAUCCCAAAACCGCAGGGGGAAAACGGACGUCCAGGGAGAGGAGGUUAUAGCUCCUAUAUCAAGCAGGAGUGCGACCUAAAGUUGAAUGUCAAGAAGACGAUAACUGGUCAGAAUCCCGCACUCGUACAAGAGGUGGUGGAAGAGGUUCGUGCACGCCAUCCAUCGUUGGAUGACUACGAGGAUCAUUGGCCGGUCCACGACGUCAUCAAGGCGCACUUGAAAUAUACGUCCAGCCGUGCCAGGAAGCAGAAGGUGUGA
Stereum hirsutum FP-91666 SS1 is the source of this 678-nucleotide messenger RNA. RefSeq lists its product as uncharacterized. NCBI's taxonomy places the organism in Eukaryota, Fungi, Basidiomycota, Agaricomycetes, Russulales, Stereaceae. The record is from RefSeq and is a predicted model, not a curated record. The coding region runs from base 1 to 678 and encodes 225 amino acids. The transcript has 4 exons.